Girardinichthys multiradiatus is the source of this 6679-nucleotide messenger RNA. It is a transcript of the gene adamts12, whose product is annotated as ADAM metallopeptidase with thrombospondin type 1 motif, 12. NCBI's taxonomy places the organism in Eukaryota, Metazoa, Chordata, Actinopteri, Cyprinodontiformes, Goodeidae. Gene Ontology annotation, biological process: extracellular matrix organization; proteolysis. The record is from RefSeq and is a predicted model, not a curated record. The transcript is spliced from 24 exons. Gene Ontology annotation, cellular component: extracellular matrix. Gene Ontology annotation, molecular function: metalloendopeptidase activity. Bases 546 to 5321 code for a protein of 1591 amino acids.
GCUGUGUUGCUAUUGCUGGGCAAUAUCGUUAUUGAAAAUUAAUAAAAUAUCCUUUAAGAUAGCUUUUUAGUAUUUUCAAAAAUGUUUUCUCUGAUUAGUUUUUUGGUUAGAGCUCUUUAAGGCUGUGAAAUAAAACUUAAUCACCACUUUCCGCAUUUUUAAACCUUCAUGAUCAAACUCAUUUGCUUGGGCUUUGACACGUUUUAAGGAUGCGCUGCUGCAUCAGCAGACAAGUCUGGACAGGAGACAAGCGGACAUGGUCCAUUCAGACAAGGAACCCCUCCUUUGCUUCCACCCCUCUUCUGCUAAGAAAGUAGACACUCCUCCUCAUUCGCCGAGACAGAAGUUUUCUCUCCCUCAAAACCCUGAUCGGGCUGUUAGUCCUCCUCGGAGCAUGGCCCACCCUCCCUUAUAAUCUGAAUCUGAGCCUUUUCAUGUCAUGACUCGGAGCUGCUCAGGGUCGAAGAGAUCGAUUCCUCCAACCACCCAGGAUCUCCGAUGCAGUUGACUCUUCUCCCGGGUUUCCACUCUGGUUCUUAUGAAAUAUGCUGUGUUCGCUGAAGUGCUCGCUUCUCUUUUCGCUGCACUUUGUUUUCAUAUUGGCAGCGGGCCACGAUGAGCAAUCUGCCAGACUCCUCUCCUUCUCCAAGGAGCAAGGUUAUUUCUCCCAGUCAGGCUCAGGUCCGUCCAUCGUCCACCCUGUGAGAAUCAGCGCUGAUGGCGAGUUUGUCUCCCACUCCGUGUCCCACCAUUUCAAGGGGAGGGUCAGGCGUGAGCUGCGGCUCCUGUCUCCGGAAGGACAGGUCUACUACAAGCUGAGCUACAAUGGUCGAACUGUAAUCUUCAAUUUGACCAGAAAUAAUCACCUGCUGUCGACUGAAUACAUCCUGGAGAGGAGGAAUGGCAGUUCCAACAGGACUGAGCAUGGCCUGUCUGAGGGGAACUCCUGCCACCUUCUUGGGACGGUGGAAGCCCCUGAUGUUAAAGGAACGGCUGCCAUCAGCACCUGCAACGGACUGAAGGGAUUCUUUUCCCUGCCAGAAGGGCAUUUUUUCAUUGAACCUGCCCAGAAAUUGCCCAGUGAUCCUGCAGGGACUCCAGAGCCACACGUCGUCUAUCCAAGAUUGGUUGUGGAAAAUCAGAGAAGAAAACGCAGCCUGGAGUCCAAACAGACUCCCAGCUCUUGUGGAGUUCAAGAUGCUCCAAGUGACUCUCUCCAGGUGGAAAAAGAAAGGGAGGAAUGGGAGAGGGAGUACUGGAGGGGGGAGGCCCAGGUUCAGUCCCGUUCGCAGCGCUCAGUCAGCCGAGAGCGAUGGGUGGAGACUAUGGUGGUGGCUGACUCCAAACUUAUUGAAUACCAUGGCAGCGAGAAUGUUGAGUCGUACAUCUUCACCAUUAUGAAUAUGGUUGCUGGGAUCUUUCAUGAUGCCAGUAUUGGAAAUGCCAUCCACGUCAUCUUAGUCCGCCUCAUUCUGCUACAAGGAGAAGAGAAAGGAUUGAAGAUUACUCACCAUGCAGAUACUACUCUGUCCAGUUUCUGUGCAUGGCAGAAAAACCUGAAUCCACAGAGUGAUACUCACCCAGCUCACCAUGAUCUGGCUGUUCUGAUCACAAGGAAAGAUAUCUGCGCUGGAAUGAACCAGCCCUGUGAGACUCUGGGUCUUUCUCAUCUCUCUGGGAUGUGUCAACCCCACCGCAGCUGCAACAUCAACGAGGAUUCAGGACUGCCUGUGGCCUUCACUGUCGCCCAUGAAAUGGGCCACAGUUUUGGGAUUCAUCAUGAUGGCCAAGGGAAUGACUGUGAGGUGGGAGGAAAACACCCGUUCAUCAUGUCGAGACAACUGAUGUAUGACAGUUCACCUCUUACUUGGUCCUCCUGCUCCAAAGAGUACAUCACACGUUUCCUUGACCGUGGCUGGGGUUUCUGUUUAGAUGACCGUCCUUCCAGAAGGGACUUGACCACCCCUCUGGCUCGUCUUGGUGUCCGCUACACCACACAUCAUCAGUGCCAGCUCCAAUAUGGUCCGAAUGCUACUUUCUGUCCUGAGGUGGAUAAUGUUUGCCAAAUUCUUUGGUGUUCGGUGAAUGGUUCCUGUCGAUCCAAAUUGGACUCUCCUAUAGAUGGUACUCGUUGUGGACCAGACAAGUGGUGUAUUUCUGGACAGUGUGUAGUUGUGGGUAAACUCCCAGAGACCGUGAAUGGAGGCUGGGGAUCGUGGGGUAAAUGGUCCCACUGCUCCAGGACCUGUGGAACAGGAGCUCAGUCUGCAGAGAGGGAAUGUAACAAUCCCAAACCAGAAUUUGGAGGAAAGUAUUGCACUGGAGAAAGGAAGCGUUAUCGGACAUGUAACACCAAACCUUGUCAGAAUAAGAAACCCUCCUUCAGAGAGAUGCUCUGCAGCGAGUUUGACACAGUUCUUUAUCACAAUGAGCUCUAUCAGUGGAUCCCAGUUGUUAACCCAUUAAAUCCCUGUGAACUUCACUGCCGACCAGUUACUGAGAAUUUUUCGGAGAAGAUGCUCGACGCGGUGACCGAUGGGACCCCAUGCUUCAUGAAGAACAAGUCCAGAAACAUCUGUGUUAACGGAGUGUGCAAGGAGGUCGGCUGCGACUUUGGUAUUGACUCUAAUGCAGUGGAGGAUCGUUGUGGAGUCUGUCUGGGCGACAACACAAGCUGUGAGACAGUUUAUAGGACGUAUAAUGAACAAGAAGGUUUUGGGUACGUAGACGUGGGGGUGAUACCUGAGGGCGCCCGGGACAUUCUGGUGAAGGAAGCUGAGGAGGCAGGUAACUUCCUGGCCCUGAGAAGUGUGGGGUCAGACGAGUACUUCCUCAACGGGAACUUCAUCAUCCAGUGGAAUGGCGAGUAUGAGGCGGGUGGGACGACGUUCUAUUAUGAACGCAGCGGAAACAUGGAGAACCUCACAGCCCCUGGACCUACCAAUCAGCCAGUCAUGCUCCAGUUGCUGUUUCAGGAAAUGAAUCCAGGUAUUAAGUUAGAAUACACCAUCAAGAAGACCAGAGUUACAGAAAAUGAGGUCCCUGAACCUAUUUACAGCUGGAGACACGGAGCCUGGACGGACUGCAGCACCACCUGUGGCCUAGGAGAGCAGCACCAGCCCGUGCUGUGCUUUGAGGUAGAAGUGGGUGUCGUGGACGAGUCUCUCUGUGACCCAGACAGCCGUCCAGAAGACCGACACCGCAAGUGUAAGAACAUGGAAUGUCCUGCUAGGUGGUGGGUUGGUGGUUGGCAGCAGUGUACAGAAACUUGUGGAUCAGAAGGAUUAAGGAAGAGGACCGUUCUUUGUGUACGGACUGUUUCAGGGGAGGAGAGGGUACUCCACCCUGUGGAAUGUAAGCAUCUGCUUAAACCAAAACCUGUGGUGCCAUGCAACAGAGAUGUGCCAUGUGGGCAGGAAUGGGAUGUUGGCAACUGGGAAGAGUGCCCUGUCACAUGUGGAGGAGGCGUGCGCUCACGCACCGUGAUGUGCACAUUGGCACCAAAGAAGACAUGUGACCCCUCGACCAAACCCAGGUCCAAAUCACUGUGUGCUUUGCAGAGCUGCCCAAACUCAAAUCUUCACAGACGACCAGGGAUUCCCCCUCUGUACCGCCACAUUUACACAAAUAAAACUCACCCUACUAAACAUCCUGGCUCAUCACCAUUAGCACCUAUAAGCUCCACAGCUGCACCUACAGCAACCACCAAAGAAACUACAACUAGUACCACAAAAUCCACUUUAAGUCCUGAAGCUACAGUUAUUGAAAUUAUAGACUCAGAAGAUGAAGAAUUUAGCGUUUUGGUAAAGAAAAAUAAGGAAGCAAAAAGGAAAAUUUAUCCUAAUAAAUCAAGUUCAGUUAAUAAAGAAAUGAAAAUAAGUGUUAAAGAGGAGGAAAAUGUUGACAUAGAGGAGGGAAGCACUGAGGAUAGGGUGCUCUACUCUCCAGGAUAUGAUUAUAUUGUGGAGGACAAGACGAAAGAAGAAGAGAAGAUUAUUGACCUGGACCUUUUCACCACGGUGACAUCUCUACCAAGUCUUCUUCAGAGAACCACACCAAAACCACAAGCACGUCCACUUAUCAAACAUAUAACUACAGAUCCACCUACAACUGCUUCGCCAUUCUCUCUUACCAGUACUGACACAUGUGCAAGGGCAACCCGCCACUUACCCAACAUCAACACCACCUCAGAUGUCAAACCAUACCGCCCAUGGACACAACAGGUUCCUCUAACCACUCCCAUGUAUAAGUCUGGCUCUGUCCUAUUAAAAACUGUCAUCAAAAGAAAGCAAGUUCCUGCAAAAACUGUGAGAAAACCAUCCAUUACUGCAGCUUCACCUCAUGUACCAUUUACUGACUUGAAAACGUCCCCUGCAACAACCAACAAAAACUCUCCCACUCCUCGUCCUAAGAAAUCUUCUUCCAGGUCCAAAGGAAGCCACUUCAAGAGCCAAAACCAGGAACCAAGAAGUCCGCAAAGUAGUUCCACCAGUGACCAAAGCAACCUGAUGGCCAGAGAACCAGUUAGUAUGGAUGUGUACUGGGUUGUUGGAAACUGGAGCGAGUGUUCAACAACUUGUGGGAUUGGAGCUUUAUGGAGAACAGUGAUGUGCAGUUCAGAGAAUGAUGAGGACUGUGCCAACAUAAAGAGACCUGAACCCGCACGAACAUGCCACCUGCAGCCAUGCGCUACCUGGCAAACUGGCAGCUGGAGCAAGUGUCCAGAAAACUGUGGGUUGGUGAGAAGGAGGCACCGUGAUGUCCAGUGUGUUGAUUCUCAAAGUAAACGUCCCCUCAGACCUUUCCACUGUCAGACUGUGUCCAGCAGACCCCUAAGCACCCUGGUUUGCCCCCACAAGCCCUGUAUGAACUGGACCGUGUCACCCUGGGGACUGUGCUCUGGCAGCUGUGGUGAAGGCAUCAGGCAGCGACUGGUGUACUGCCCUGAACCUCAUCGUUGCAGCACCACUUUCAGGCCAAACAACACAGAACUGUGCAGUUUAAAGACUUGCAAUCGCUGGGAAGCUGAGGACUGGGGGAAAUGCUCUGUGAGCUGUGGUGAGGGUCAACAGCAGCGUGCAGUCAGCUGUGUGAGCGGGAAUUUGGCCAUUGUGCCAAACCGCUUCUGUGAGAGCUCUAAACCAGAAACACUCAGGAAAUGCAACAUGCAGGAAUGCAAGAAAAACCCAGUUUGCAGAAAAAACACCAUGUCCUCCCGCUUCUGUGACAAGCUGAAGCUGCUGGGUCGCUGUGUGCUCAGGUCGGUCCAGAGACAAUGUUGCUUCACCUGCAGGGGUCUACCAAGACUGGACCCAUCCUGACUGCAAGACUAUCUACCUUAUGUUCAUAAAUUACUGGUACGAAACAACAGCCAUCCAGAGACUGAGAAACCAAAGUGCUAAUGGAAACUGUAGCAGGCCAAACUUAAUCAUCAUCAGCAUUGGUCAACUGUAUUUGUUUUAUUUUAUUUUUUUCUUUCAUGUGUUUGGUACAUGUUAACCUACUUUAGUAAAAUGUUUGGUCAAAACUAGGUCAUUUCUUUCAUUUAAAAUAGAAAACAAGUUGAUAUUAGCUGGUUAAUGAGUCAGGCUAUCUGGUCAGGUACACAGAAACAGAAAGGCUACUCAUAGCUGGUCAGCUGUAGUUUUAAAACUGCAAUACUUAAUAAAAGUAGCCCCGUUCUUUCCUGGAAGGAGUACAGAAAAUGCCCACAUUCACAUUGAAAGCGUAUGGUUUUAAAAAUGAUUAAGCCUUAGACAGAAUCAAAGCUUUAUCAGGGGUAAUCAAUUUAAAGACAGGUAUUUUGCAGGGUGGUAGCUGUGCACGGCUGGUGAGUACGCUACAUCACAGUGCUUAUUCUCUGUAGAGUGAUCGGUGGUCCUCUUUUAGUAACUUGGCAUCUUUCUCUGUGUCCAUGUACGCAAGUCUCUUCGACUAGGCAUGCACCCCUGUUCAUACUAUUUUAAGCUUAGCUGAACAACUGCGUUCCGCUAAGUUUUCACUAAAGACUCGUAGGGGCGGUAAAGAGCUGGUUUAUACACUGCCUACUCAGGGGAGAAGAAGAAAGACAGAACCAAGACGAAAGUACAAGGUGAUGUCUCACCACAAUAUCAUUGCAGUUUUUGUGUUUACCUAAAAGGUAAAUUAUGCACACUGAGAAAACAACAGCUUUCUAAUCACUACAUGUCUUCUUCUUUUUUUCCUCAUAAUCUGACUUGUUUUUUUCAUCUGCUGUGUUUGGCGCCACCCUCUGAUGAAAAUUGUAUCACUUAGUAUAAAGCAAUAAUAUCCAAAACACUCAAAUUUAUCUUUUGUGCUUUUCUUGGGAAAAGUGUGGUAGCCUUGCAGCCAGCUGAGCAGUGGUGUGCAGAAACCGUUACAUUACAUUAUGCGCCAUGCAGCCAUAAUAAAUCUGUGGUCACUCUAGCACUUUCUCUGGCCUUUCGUUAAAAGGACUCCAAACUACAGAAAUAAUAUUUGGAGUAUUAUAAACAGUAACUUUUUAUUACCUUAAAUGACUUAAUACAGACAACAGGCUUUAUGUACCAGAACAAGUAAUUCUGGAUCAAAGGUGCUUUUAUAGCUUAAUAAAGGUGCUAUUAAAAUGAAACUGCUGAUGAUUCGCAGCUAAUCCUUCAUGUUUUUUUUUUUGGUUUUUUUAAUGAACUAGUAAAAACAG